Knipowitschia caucasica is the source of this 1035-nucleotide messenger RNA. NCBI's taxonomy places the organism in Eukaryota, Metazoa, Chordata, Actinopteri, Gobiiformes, Gobiidae. The record is from the annotation of a GenBank genome assembly.
AUGCUCUGGUUCCCCGACAUCAUCAUCUCUGAAAUCAUGGACGGGGAGACUCCUGACACUCCGUAUGUUUACCUCGACAACAAGGGCCAUGUUUAUGACGACCGGACACGGAGAGUGGUCACCUCUUGCCAACUGACCAUCUUCUAUUUUCCAUUUGACGUCCAAAACUGCUCUCUGACCUUCGGAUCGUUUUUGCACACAGCAAGCGACAUUCAGAUCUCAGCGGGUCUCACCUCUGAAGAAAUCCUCCAAGGCUCUCGCGAGGUCAUGUACACCGUGGGCGAGUGGAAGCUUGCAGAUAUACGUCAUGCUCAGAAUGUGCUUGAUUUUGAAGGGUCACGCUAUUCAGAACUCAAGUAUUAUGUAAUAUUACGACGAAGGCCUAUUCGGUACGUGGUGAACCUGCUGGUCCCGAGCAUCUUCAUGGUGACAGUGGACCUUCUGAGUUUCCUGCUGCCUCCUCAGAGCGUGGACAGGUCGUCUUUUAAAAUGACUCUGAUCUUGGGAUAUACAGUCUUUCUGCUCAUCAUGAACGACCUGCUGCCCGUCACUGGGAAUACCAUUCCUCUCAUCAAUGUCUUCUUCUCCAUCACGCUGGCUCUCAUGGUGGCCAGUCUGUUGGAGACGGUGUUGAUCACUAAUAUUCAGUCUCACGGUCAGUACAGGGCAGUCCCGCGCUGGCUCAGAGUGCUCCUGCUGCAGUAUGGGGCCAGUCUGGUGUGUCUCCCACGUCAAUGCGAGGUCAUCAAAGUCACAGUGUCGCUUCCUCAACAGACAGCAAAGGACCUCCAGCUCAGCUCCCAAAAGAAGGACCCCUCAGGAUCUGUCCAGGACUCUACCCUCUGUGAGCUCCUCAGAGAUGUGAGUGCGAUCCGCAGACAGGUGGACGCUCACACCAGAGGGACUGAUGUCAACAAGGAGUGGCACCUGCUCGGCCUUGUAUUGGACCGUCUGCUCUUCGGCCUCUACAUCCUCUUCAUCACGGUCAGCUUCAUCACCAUCGGCUGCAUCUGGACCUUCAACAGUGAAAACUGA